AUGAGCGAGUUGAAGUUCGGAAAAGCGACCGUUGUCCACAACAUCGCCCCAGAAGCCCAGCGAGAAGUUCGUCGACUUUCUCGCAAGCUGUCAACAAAAGGGCAAACCUUUCAAGACAAUAAAUUUGACGUCGAGAAAGAGAAAAAUGUCCGCGAUGGAGUCAUGCGCCUCAGCCGACUGAGCUUGAGGGAAAAAGUGAGUUUCAUUGGACCUGAUGGUUUGGACGCGGCAGAUGUCAAGCAAGGAGGUAUCGGUGAUUGCUGGUUCUUGUCUGCUUUGUCUUGUAUUGCUGCUGAGGAUCAGCCGGGAACGGAAUUGGGGAAAUUGAAAAGAGAUACGGUCGAAAAUGUCCUUCAGAUUGGCCACAAUUGCACCAUGACCGCAAUGCAAAGUGGAGGCUUCCGCUUCAAAUUUUCUCGCCUCGGAGAAUGGGUCGACGUCAUUAUUGACGACAAACUCCCAGCGAAACGACGUGCCCGCCCUUCUGACACUGGAGAAUGGUGGGUUCCGUUGACGGAAAAGGCUUACGCGAAAUUCAACGGCGGCUAUGAUAAAUUAAUUGGCGGGCAAACUUGCCGCGCGCUCACGGAUCUAAGGAAAGGAUGA
Molecule: messenger RNA, 606 nt
Organism: Oikopleura dioica
Lineage: Eukaryota; Metazoa; Chordata; Appendicularia; Copelata; Oikopleuridae
Source: the annotation of a GenBank genome assembly